AUGCCUGCACGGUAUAUCUUGAUAUGUGCUUUGUGUUUGCUUUAUCAGUACCCUGUGAACUCUACCAGCGGCGUCAUACAAAGCCUGCAGAACUUCCCCGACCCCCACCCUACCCCCGAGACAGCUCUCAUGGCCAAGUUCCGACACUGGAUGAUCCGACACGGAAAAGUCUACGCGGACAUCAUCACCACAUUCAGAAGAUACAGCACGUUCAAGGCCAACCUGGCCCACAUCACACAGCUCAACGUGCGCCACCUGGGGGCGGCGACAUUCGGACUGACCAAGUUCUCCGACCUCACCACCUCACAGUUCCGCAGACAGAUUCUCAUGUCCCCUCAUCUCCCAUCUGCCGUCACCCCACAAAGCAGCCAACGCAGAGCACACUCAGAAACCACAACAACAAUAACAACAACAAUAACGACAGACACGCUUACAAACUCGACUCUCGCCCCGCCCACUCCAGGCCUAAGCCCCGCCCUUUCUCCCCCACCGGACCAAUGGGACUGGCAAAAAGAGGGCGUGGUCACAGAGGUCAAAGAUCAAGGCCGAGUGGGCACGUGUUAUAUCUUCGCGGCGCUGGGCGCUGUGGAGGGUCGCUGGGCCAUGAAGGGAAACACGCCGGUCAGUCUGUCAGUGGAGCAAGUGGCGGACUGUCACGCUACGUUCAUCCACCGAUGCAAGCCUCAACGUCUCAACCACUCGGUACUUUUAGUUGGCUACGGUCGAGAAGGUCCAAGAGAUUUUUGGAGAGUCAAGAACUCUUGGGGCAAAGACUAUGGAGAGGAAGGAUAUUUCCGGAUAGAACAAGGUGCAGGCGCGUGCGGUAUAAACAGACAGGUCACCACGGUAACGCUAGAAUGAUUGAAUCACCACGGUAACACUAGAAUGAUUGCAUCAUCAGUUCUUGAUGGAGUUCAGAGAUGAUUGUUCCCACAUCCACGAGAAGAAGAAAACUAGGACCUAAUUAUGGAAGUUUUUGGGGGGUUUUUGGUUGUUUUUUUUGUUUUGUUUUUGGAAUACUUAAAAAUAUUUAUGUUAAUUCAUGAUUCAUCAAUUUUUUAAUACUGCUCGGUUGCUUUUUCUUUUAUUGUUAAAGAUUAACAAAGUAAACUGGGAAAUGUGAUUCUCACCAUCAU
Molecule: messenger RNA, 1136 nt
Organism: Aplysia californica (California sea hare)
Lineage: Eukaryota; Metazoa; Mollusca; Gastropoda; Aplysiida; Aplysiidae
Product: cathepsin L
Exons: 5
Coding region: 1-861 (286 amino acids)
Cellular component (GO): lysosome
Molecular function (GO): cysteine-type endopeptidase activity
Source: RefSeq, a predicted model, not a curated record